Messenger RNA from Juglans regia (Persian walnut), 1116 nucleotides. RefSeq lists its product as uncharacterized. Lineage: Eukaryota; Viridiplantae; Streptophyta; Magnoliopsida; Fagales; Juglandaceae. The coding region runs from base 148 to 906 and encodes 252 amino acids. The transcript has 4 exons. The record is from RefSeq and is a predicted model, not a curated record.
UUGCUCACACGAUACGUCCGACUGUGCUUGAUCAGCUACAGAUUAAGAAGAAAUUAUUCCUCGUGAAAAUUCAAAUACAAAGAUUAAUAUUGGUGAUAACCAAUAAAAUGCCUCGAUUAUAAGCUUUGAGAUAAUUCACAUCAUCACAUGGCAAACCCUUUCAGAAAUUUCUCCAUAAAAGAUAAAUAUGGAGCAAUGGCAGCAACUGCAACCGUACCCAUUGUCAUCUUUGCAAGCGUUUAUGUAGCAUGGUGUUAUGUAAGUCGUGCUUUUAAAAAUAAUCAACCAGUUCUUUCGAAAUCCACAACCAUUGGAAUGCUCCAUGGUGGCAAACUAGCCUUGAAGAGACUGCUUGAUUAUCACCAUGCCCGAGCGGAUGCGAAGGUGUUGGAUGAGGCUGCCAAUGAGUUAAAGACUGCACUUGGAGAUGCAUAUCUAGAUUUCUGGAAUCUGAAGUGUACUGUGGCAAAGCUGGAAAUGAGCGGAAAAGAAGAUGAGGCAGUGACAAUGCUAGAAACUGCAUUUCGAGAGGCCCAGAAGCAGAGGAAACCACAUGAAGCCUACGAGAUUGAAAUGUCGCUCGUCGAAAUGCUUAUAUACAAGGGAGAGUUUGAAAAGGCUUAUAGUCGCGAAUGCUUGUCAAGUCAUGAAGAAAUUUCAGACGCACGCCGUCCAUUAUACAAGGCUGUUCUUCACAUCUUGUUGGGGCACUCAGAGGAUCUAGCCUUUAAAUGUUGGAAAGAUUUUAAGAGUCUUCGGAAACUCUUUCUGUUGCAGCCAACUCUGAAGGAAGAACAAAUCCACAAAAUUGUUUCCAGUUUUGAAGAGUUCAAGAAGGUAAUCAACUUGCUCAAAGAAGAUAUUAGAAGGCUCGCGCGAGAAAAGCAGUACAGAUCAAAUAAAUAAACGAUCGAUCCAUGGUAUUAUUGUACGUACGUGCUGCAUGGAGUACGUAUAUAGUAGUGUAAGAAAUACGAUAUUAUGGAUUAAUCCCUUUCCUACUACUACUUUAGCUUUUAUCUUAUCUUUGUCGGUUCUUCUCUAGCUGUGCAUGGGGCCCGGGGUGGAGUACGAUCUUCAAAAGUUGAGAAAGUAGCUGUGAAUUAAAAAAGACAA